CGAAGAGACUUGUGAUCGCGAAAACCGAUAUAUCGCGAAGUGGAAACUUAUCUACGUAAUUUAUAUAAAAUUAAUGAACUUUUUUAAUGAUGGAGUCACUGGACAUAAAGGAAAUAUGGAAGCUGUAAUUUUUACAAAGUGAAAAAUUAAUUAUGUAAAAAUGACGUUAAAUCUGGAACAUUUUAACGACACAGUGAUCCGAACUACGUAUGAGGAGUUUCCACUUCUUAUGCCUAGAUGGGGUUACGUGGCCUCCGCUUUCGUGUUAUUUCUUAUAGGAUUUUUCGGCUUCUUUCUAAAUCUUAUGGUAAUUUUGCUUAUGUUCAAAGAUAGGCAGCUCUGGACGCCGUUGAAUAUAAUACUUUUUAAUUUAGUUUGUUCCGAUUUCUCCGUGUCACUUAUGGGUAACCCAUUCACGUUGAUAUCUGCUCUCUUUCAUCACUGGAUAUUCGGCCAUACUCUAUGCGUGCUCUAUGGAUUUUUCAUGGCAUUAUUAGGUAUUACCUCUAUCACUACACUGACGGUGAUAUCUUUUGAACGCUAUAUGAUGGUAACGAAGCCCUUUAGCUCUAGGCAUCUUACUUCAAAGGGCGCUGUGCUGUCUAUUGUUUUUAUAUGGGCGUACGCUUUGGCACUAACGACGCCGCCGCUGUUCGGCUGGGGAAACUAUCAGAAUGAAGCUGCUAAUAUCAGCUGUUCGGUGAACUGGCACGAACAAUCGUUCAACACACUAACAUACAUUCUGUUCCUCUUCGCGAUGGGACAGAUCCUUCCCUUUGCAAUCAUCACCUUCAGUUACGUCAAUAUCAUACGAACUAUGAGAAAGAACUCCCAGCGACUUGGUAGAGUGAAUCGGGCGGAGGCGCGAGCGACCGCAAUGGUCCUGUUAAUGAUAAUAUCAUUCACUGUAUCUUGGACACCUUAUUCUGUAUUUGCUUUGAUGGAACAAUUCGCUACAGAAGGCAUAGUAUCGCCUGGUGCAGGAGUUAUACCAGCAUUAGUGGCUAAGAGCUCUAUUUGCUACGACCCUCUUAUUUACGUCGGGAUGAAUACUCAGUUUCGUCAGUCCAUCAAACGUAUAUUCAGUAUGCAGAGUAAAUGUAAAAACUCUGAAACCGACAGAGGAUAUAAUAAUACAUUUUUGUCACCGAGUCAUAAAUUAUCAGCAUUUAAUGAUAGCACUUUAAGAAAUAAUUCUCCAGAGACCAGUCUAUUGACAACGCCUAAAAAGGUUAACAAAUGCGAUGGCAUAGAAGAUAAAAUUACCACAAUAAUUGAGAAAACUAACAAACAGGUUUAUAAAUUACCGGAAUUAAGUUUGAUUAAAGAAAAAAAUACCGUAUCAGAUGCGGAAAGAUCAAUUGAAACUAAUUUUGAUGAUGAGACAAGUAUUAGAAAACUAGAAAUGUUUGGAGAGUCUUGUAAAUUGAACGAUCAGUCUCCUAUUGUUACAAUAGUAGAUAAUAACAAACUUUUCUUUACAAAAAUAACUAAACGUGAAUUAGAAAAACAAUUAUCUGAAGAACAUUUUGUUGAAAUUAAAAAGAUAGAUGGCACUGAUCAUAAAUUGAAACGUCCGAAAACGAUAAAACAUAGCUAUUCUUUAGAUUUAGGUGGUGUAUCAAAUGAAGGGAAGAUACGAAAAUUUUCAAUCGAAACUAAAUUAGAAUCGCUUGUUGCACCUAAAAAUUUCUUAGGAACAGUAGUGAGCAAGUUUUUUGACCAAAGUAACAAAGAGGAUAAUGUCAAAUCGUAUUUGUGUGAAAAAGAUAAUGGAAAUGAAGAUAAUUAACGGGAAAUAUCGAACAAAGCUGAUACAGCCGCCAUUUGUGAUAUCAAAUGGCAUAUCAAGGGAUGAAGUUUUGAUGUUUUUAUCAUAGUCUUUAGAUCUGUGAUAAGAUACAAGUGCCAAGGAAGAAGUAUAGGGAAUGAUAUUGUAAAUUAUUUUUGAGAAGACCGAUACGUAUCUAUGCGUAUUACAAAAACAUUUAAUGUACGUUGA
This is a messenger RNA of Papilio polytes (common Mormon), 2002 nucleotides long. Its product is annotated as parapinopsin-like. The transcript has 8 exons. The record is from RefSeq and is a predicted model, not a curated record. NCBI's taxonomy places the organism in Eukaryota, Metazoa, Arthropoda, Insecta, Lepidoptera, Papilionidae. Gene Ontology annotation, cellular component: photoreceptor outer segment; membrane. Gene Ontology annotation, biological process: G protein-coupled receptor signaling pathway. Bases 161 to 1792 code for a protein of 543 amino acids. Gene Ontology annotation, molecular function: G protein-coupled receptor activity.